CAGCUGUCAUUACCAACGACUGUAUUUAUCUCUGAGGCUACAGAGUCCAGUUUUACUGACAAAAAAAAAAAUGUCCGGCGAACGUCUCCGCAUUGGCUAUGUGCCCGAACACUUCUCUACCCCCCUCCACUUUGCACUGACGCAUUAUGGCCUCGAUGCGGAAGCUAUUCCCUUCCCCUCCGGCACAGGUCACAUGGUCACAGCCUUGAGAGCUGGCGAGAUAGACAUUGGAAUUGGUUUGACUGAAGGAUGGAUUGCCGGUCUGGGCAAAGAAGAGGUCGAAGGCGAUGGAGGAUACCGCUUGGUUGGCACAUAUGUUGACACACCACUUUGCUGGGCGAUUUCAACUGGCGCCCAACGUCCUGAAAUCACCUCUAUUGAGUCUCUCAAAGGAGGAAAGAUUGGCGUCUCGCGUAUCGGCUCUGGCAGCUAUGUGAUGGGCUUUGUGCUGGCCGACAAGCACGGCUGGCUCGUGCCCAACGCCUCGACACAAAAGCCGUUUAGCGACAAUGUGGUUCUUAACACAUUCGCAAACCUCCGUAAUGCUGUCAAUUCGGGCGAGGCCGACUUUUUCAUGUGGGAGCACUUCACAUCCAAGAAGUUCUACGACUUGGGUGAGAUCCGUCGCGUAGGCGAAAUCUACACUCCAUGGAGCAGCUGGAAGAUUGUUGCCUCUACCAAGCUUGCCAAGCAAGGUGAACCUCUCGAUGCUCGCAUCAAAGAUUUGUUCGCCAAACUAGACAAGGGCGUGACACACUUCAACGAAAACCCCGAGGAGGCUAUCACAUACAUCUCCACCAACUUGGACUACACCGAAGCUGAUGCCAGAGAAUGGAUGAAGACUGUUAAGUUCCCAUCUGCUACGGAAGGUGUCAAGCCUGAGGUUGUCUCAGACUGCAUCGGCAUUCUUCAGAAAGCUGGCGUCUUGGCAAAGGAUAAAGGGAUGCAAGCUGAUGCCAUGGUUGUGCGGGACUAGAAGGGUGGCUUAAGCAGUAUAGUCUACCCAAUGAAAAUAAACCUUUAAAUCUCUGAAAAUC
Messenger RNA from [Torrubiella] hemipterigena, 1037 nucleotides. NCBI's taxonomy places the organism in Eukaryota, Fungi, Ascomycota, Sordariomycetes, Hypocreales, Clavicipitaceae. The record is from the annotation of a GenBank genome assembly.